This is a messenger RNA of Gallus gallus (chicken), 3950 nucleotides long. RefSeq names its product melanocortin 2 receptor accessory protein 2 (gene MRAP2). Gene Ontology annotation, molecular function: type 4 melanocortin receptor binding; signaling receptor regulator activity; corticotropin hormone receptor binding. The transcript is spliced from 6 exons. Lineage: Eukaryota; Metazoa; Chordata; Aves; Galliformes; Phasianidae. Gene Ontology annotation, biological process: regulation of adenylate cyclase-activating G protein-coupled receptor signaling pathway; protein localization to plasma membrane. Bases 3166 to 3786 code for a protein of 206 amino acids. Gene Ontology annotation, cellular component: endoplasmic reticulum; plasma membrane. The record is from RefSeq and is a predicted model, not a curated record.
GGGGGCGGCGCUGCGGCGGCGGGUGAGCAGCUCGGGGAGCCUCUGGGGUUAUUCCCUUCGUCUCUACAGAAGGCUCGAGGCGGCUUCGGCGCUGUGGGGUGCGUUGGCCGCGGAAGGGCUGCUGUCACGCUCCUCCCGAGCCCGCGUCUGGAGAGGGAAGCACCCGCUGGAAACGAACCGCUUCCUUAGGAAGCUUUGCCGCUUGGAUGGGAUAAAAAAAAAAAGUUUUGUCCUUCGUACCGCUGAGCGUGUGAACGGACUUUAAAAUCUAACCUGGAACGUUUGCAAGAAGGAAAGGUGGGGGGCGGGGGGGGAAAGUUUUCUGGUCCGGCAGCGGCAGUGCCGUCAGAGCGGCCGCCUGGAUCUGCGCUACGGCUCCGAGCAGCUGCUCCGGGCGCUCCCUGAACGGCUGCUCUGCUCUGCUCGAGAGCGGUUCCCUUUGCUCUCCUCCGAGCCCUCCGAGAUGGAGAUUUACAUAACCACGGCGGAAAUAAAUUGAUGUUUUGCCCACUGAGGCUGUGGAUGCCCCCUCCCUGGAAGCAUUCAAGGCCAGGCUGGAUGGGGCUGUGAGCAACCUGGUCUAGAGGGGGGUGUCCCUGCCUAUAGCAGGGGGUUGGAACUACAUGAUCUUAAAGGUCCCUUCCAACCCAAACCAUUCUAUGGUUCAGGCUCCUAAUCAGAGCAUUAAGUCAAGUUUCUGCCGCAGAAGCCAACCCCUGGAUGGGACCAGGUGGGCAGCAGCCCCGCGGGCUGAGGGCUUCCAUCAGCCUCAAGUAAUGAGGCAAUCCAGUGCAUCAGUCGCAGGCAAAAUGGUCUUAAAUACAUCAUCCAAAAAAUCCAGUAUGUGAGGAGAGCUGGGCAGAGUUCUGUGCUUAUUCUGUCAUUGUUUGUCCCCACGCACGUCGUGGUAGAAGAGGUUUUAAGGUAAAGCUCAGAUGAUACUCUUGCAGUCUAAAUCAAGUUUCCAGUCCCCAAGCCAGUGGUGUGAGCCAUUACCGGCAAGCUUUGAACUCAAAUAAAUUAAAGGUCUGUUGUGCAUUCUCACUGCAGUGGGCCCUGGCUGUGCUGCUGUUCCCUUGGGCUCUCGUUGCUUGUUUGUAGCCUGGUGCAUUGCUGGGAUGAGAUGGGGAGUAGGAUGAGAGUGUUGGGAUGUGUGCUUGGAAGUGUUUACCUGAAAUUUGUAUUUGAGGCUCUGCAAUAUGUUGUUUGCCUCUUCCAUAGCACCAGAGUGAAGGGUUAGAUCUAAAGGUAAAAGCAGUUCUGGCUUGGAAAAACCCCAAGCCAGUCUGCCCUGUGGAAACAUUCUAUUUCAGUGGUUGCUGGAAAUGUUUGCUGAUCGCUGGAUGUGGACUGCAGGAGUUCAGAACGUGUUCCACAUCCCGGUGUGGAAGUUCAUAAGAGAAGCUGUGUUAUUUAUUUUGUGUUGUUCUUGAAGAAACACAAUACCUCAGUGACUUUUCAAACUGAAAAGCUCAAGCACUGCUUUGCAUCCCAGAGAUGAUGGCUUUACAGACCCACUCUGCUUUUCGGCUCCAGUGCUUCAUUGAUCUUUCUCAUUGAUGCACAACCAAGACAGAGCUCUGAGCUGAGGGCGAAAAUAAGCAUUUAUUCGGAGAAAAAUGAAGACUUUUUUUUUUUUGCUAAGUGAGCUUAGUUUUGAAAACUGAGGAAAAUAACGCUGCCCAAAAACAAUGCGUUCAGGGCGGGUCCUCUGCAGCCUUCCUGCAUGACUUACUCUGACCUCCUUGUUGGACAUGCUUGUGUUGUCUUGCUUGAGGCUUUUCUGUAACGGCUCAACCUGGGACGUGUAUCUGUGAUAUUUACUGGAAGGUUAAAGCCAAACAAGUUGUAGUGCAGAAGGUUAAAAAUGAGCAGAAUUCUAAGCAGCUGAGGACUGGCAAGUCAUCCUUUUGGGGAGGUGUCGAGUGCCUGUACCUUGCUGUCAGCAUUUGUAAAAAUGCAGGGAUGAAAAGAUGUCAGUGGUUUAUGGCUCCCUGGUAGGGCUUUUCCUAGUCUGGCUAGUGUUGAAGGAGCUCGGGUUGUGGAGCUGCCAUAGGUGCAGGACUGAGAGGAUGGGGACACAGGUGGACCUGGAGCUCUCCUCCAACCACAGCUGUGCUGUUUGUGAGCCUGCUGCUCCCUGAGUAAGGCAGGAAGAUCGGAUACUUCUCAUACAAGACCUUGAGCUGCAUCUCACGUCCUGCACAUUUAGGAUCCUCUGAACUGGCAAAGAAGCACAGACCAUUUGGCUGAGUAUUUCCUGCAGACUCCUUUCUCAUCUGUGCUUGGAAGUGGCACAGCUUGCUCAAAACAAUAGCCGUAGGUUAGGGCUGUAGAAAGCUGGGAUCUGUAUGUUUUAGCUCACGCACAGCAGAGUACCUAAGUUUGUGCUUCAUUUCCUCAUUGGCUUCUUUGUGAUUUCAUCUCUUAGUCCUUGGGCUGGAGUAAAAAGAAAUGCAGUGGUGAUGAUGGCUGGUUCCUUUGCCCCCCAGCAUACAGAAUAUUGCUGCUAUUAUGGGGACUCAAGGUACAGGAACAGCCUGAGUUGUUAACUUGUUCUAACCAACAGCUUCUGGUUUAAUUGCACUGCCUAGACCACGGAGCUGGUGUAUCAAGCUUACUUAGCCUUGGACUCCUCUGUUCAAAAUGUUGCUGCUUUCUGUGCCUGUUUGGCUUCUGGGAUCUUCAUAGUUUGCAAGGGGCCAGCAGUUUGUUUAUUCUAUGAAGUCUAUCAAGUGUUCAGACUCUGCAGCAGUAAGCAGAAUGGAAACAUGAAAAAUGAACAUAGUUUUUGAUUGAAAAUGUGCCUCACUGCUUGCAUCUUCCUCACUGGUAGUAUCUUGCUUCAGAUAUUAAUAAGAAGAUUGACCAGUCUGCAUAAGUUUACUGUUGUGCGCACAGGUCAGAUUUGGAGGUGCUUGUUGCUGGUUACAUAGAAGGCCAGUUCCAGAUGUACACAAAACCAGAUUUGCCUCGGUGGCCCCAGUGGCAGCUUAAACCACAGAGCUGUGCUUCAGACAUGAUGUGUGUCCAGUUUUUCCCUUAGACAACCUUGGUGUCGGUGUGAAAGCUUCUAACACAGAAAAACCUAGGUUGGAAGGGACCUCUGGUGGUCAUCUCGUCUGAUCUCCUGUUCAAAGCAUGUUCAAUUGAAUCAGGUGCAAAAUGUCUGCCCUGAGGCUGAUUUCUAACAGAACCUCCCAGCAGGCCUUGUCUAACUCUGAUUACACCUGGGAGUAUGAGUACUAUGAGUAUGGACCAGUGUCAUUUGAAGGCCUGAAGGCUCAUAAAUAUUCCAUUGUGAUUGGAUUUUGGGUUGGCCUUGCAGUUUUUGUCAUCUUCAUGUUCUUUGUCCUGACCCUGCUGACAAAGACAGGAGCACCACAUCAAGAAAAUACAGAAUCUUCUGAAAAAAGAUUUCGGAUGAAUAGCUUCGUGGCAGAUUUUGGAAGACCUCUGGAGUCGGAGAGGGUCUUUUCUCGUCAAAUAGCUGAAGAGUCUCGGUCACUUUUCCAUUUCUGCAUUAAUGAAGUGGAACACCUCGACAAAGCGCAACAAAGUCAGAAAGGUCCAGAUCUGGAGAGUAAUAUCCACUUCCAGGAAGUUUCCAGAAGCAGUGGAACGUUAGAGGAGGACCUAAAUUGUCUUGCAAAAUACAACAUUCCUAACUUCGUGAACACGGAGCAGAAUUCUUCGCUAGGUGAGGGUGAUCUGCUCAUCUUGCAGCCACCCAGAGUUUUAGAAAGCAAAACGGCCAUGCAAUCUUCUCAUCGGAUCCUUGACUGAAAAUUCCUUAAGGUAAAAAUUCCUGUUUUUGUCCGGUUGGAAGCCGUUCUCCACCUUCUGCCUUAUUUGGUAGAAGGUAUUUCAGGCAUGUGCUUUUUUUUAUUGUACGUAAGAAUGGCUGUGCUGACAGAACAGUCCACGUGAUAAUUAAAACACUAAAUGCU